AUGAAUCCUGGGCCACCUAACUACCCAAUGGCAUCUCUGUAUGUCGGGGAUUUACAUUCAGAUAUAACUGAGGCCAUGUUGUUUGAAAAAUUCUCUACUGCUGGUCCAGUCCUAUCCAUUCGUGUAUGUCGCGAUGUUAUUACUCGUAGGUCUCUUGGCUACGCUUACGUAAAUUUCCAGCAACCUGCAGAUGCUGAGAGAGCCUUGGAUACUAUGAAUUUUGAUAUGAUCAAAGGAAGACCUAUUAGGAUAAUGUGGUCUCAGCGAGAUCCCUCACUGCGUAAGUCUGGUGUGGGCAAUGUAUUCAUUAAGAAUCUUGAUAAAUCCAUAGACAAUAAGGCUAUGUAUGACACCUUUACUGCCUUUGGUAAUAUAUUGAGCUGUAAAGUGGCCCAAGAUGAAAAUGGGGCUUCUAAAGGAUACGGUUUCGUACACUUUGAAACUGAAGAAGCAGCUAAUAAGUCUAUUGACAAAGUAAAUGGAAUGUUGCUCAAUGGCAAGAAAGUAUAUGUGGGCAGAUUUAUUCCUCGUAAGGAACGUGAAAAGGAAUUAGGAGAAAAAGCCAAGCUGUUCACCAAUGUCUAUGUAAAGAACUUUGGUGAAGAUUUUAAUGACGAGAUGUUGAAAGACAUGUUUGAAAAAUAUGGUCGUAUCACUAGCCACAAAGUGAUGUUUAAAGAUGAUGGAUCAUCUAGAGGUUUUGGAUUUGUUGCUUUUGAAGAUCCUGAUGCUGCUGAAAGAGCUUGUAUGGAGCUAAAUGGCAAAGAACUUGUUGAAGGCAAGCCAUUGUACGUUGGGCGUGCUCAAAAGAAAGCUGAACGCCAAAAAGAAUUAAAACGUAAAUUUGAACAGCUGAAGGCUGAAAGACUCACCCGCUAUCAAGGGGUAAACUUAUAUGUAAAAAAUUUGGAUGACAGUAUUGAUGACGAGCGUCUACGUAACGAGUUCACUGCAUUUGGAACUAUAACAUCUGCUAAGGUAAUGCUUGAAGAUGGGCGUAGCAAAGGAUUUGGUUUUGUUUGCUUUUCUUCACCAGAAGAAGCUACUAAGGCUGUCACUGAUAUGAAUGGCCGCAUAGUUGUUACUAAGCCCCUUUACGUUGCUUUAGCCCAAAGGAAAGAAGAUCGUAAAGCUCACUUGACUUCACAAUAUAUGCAACGGAUGGCUAGUAUGAGAAUGCAGCAAAUGGGACAAAUAUUCCAACCUGGAAGUGCUGGAGGUUACUUUGUUCCAACUAUACCACCCACUCAGAGAUUCUAUGGUCCAGCCCAAAUGACUCAAAUUAGACCAUCUCCUCGCUGGACUCAACAGCCUGUGAGACCAAGCACUCAAUCUGCUGCUUCUGCUUAUCCGAACAUGCAAGCUCCGUUCCGUCCAGCACCGCGCGGUCCCACUCAAACUACGUUGCGUACAUCUUUAGGCGCUAGACCUAUCACAGGCCAGCAAGGAGUUCCUGCAGCAACAUCAAUUCGCCCCAUAAUAACAAGUAGUCGUCCAGCAGGAUACAAAUACACAUCAAAUAUGCGUAAUCCUCCAGCUCCUCAACCCGCUGUCCACAUUCAGGGUCAAGAACCACUUACUGCUACUAUGUUGGCUGCAGCUCCCUUGCAGGAACAAAAACAAAUGUUAGGUGAACGUCUUUUCCCCUUAAUUCAACGAAUGCACCCAGAUCUAGCUGGUAAAAUUACUGGUAUGUUAUUGGAGAUAGAUAACUCUGAACUUCUUCACAUGUUAGAACAUGCAGAGUCUCUAAAGGCAAAGGUGGACGAGGCUGUUGCUGUUUUGCAAGCUCACCAGGCGAAACAGCAGGCCACUAAAAAAGAAUAA
Messenger RNA from Leptosia nina, 1827 nucleotides. NCBI's taxonomy places the organism in Eukaryota, Metazoa, Arthropoda, Insecta, Lepidoptera, Pieridae. The record is from the annotation of a GenBank genome assembly.